Messenger RNA from Saccharomycodes ludwigii, 930 nucleotides. It is a transcript of the gene VAM3, whose product is annotated as SNAP receptor VAM3. Gene Ontology annotation, molecular function: SNAP receptor activity; SNARE binding. Gene Ontology annotation, cellular component: SNARE complex; membrane; endomembrane system. Lineage: Eukaryota; Fungi; Ascomycota; Saccharomycetes; Saccharomycodales; Saccharomycodaceae. The record is from RefSeq and is a predicted model, not a curated record. The transcript has a single exon. Bases 1 to 930 code for a protein of 309 amino acids. Gene Ontology annotation, biological process: vesicle fusion; vesicle-mediated transport; intracellular protein transport.
AUGACUCUUCCAAAUGCAGUAAGUAUACAAGAUGACCAUAGCUUAAUCCUAAUAUUGGAGAAACUAACACCAAAGGUUAAAGAGUUCAAUAAAAAAAUCAAUAUAAAUAUAGGCAGUGGUAAGAGAGAUAGUUUAUUAAUCAGAAAACAAAUUGAAGACACAAUAAUUACACCAUGUAUGGAAAUAAUAUCAAAUUAUAAAACCCAGCGGCAGCAGCAACAAAAUAAUGGAGUAACUAAUUACAAUAGUAAGUUAAAUAAAGAUAUAGAAACUUUAAUUCAAGAAUAUGAGGUAUUGCUGAAAGAAUACUAUAAGAAAAAGUUACAGUAUCCUAUUUAUAAGGAUAACAAUGGUACGACUACUGUUAUUCAUAGCUCUGAUAAUAAUCAAAAUUCGACUUCUAUCAAUAGCAGUAAUAAUGCUAAUAACCUUAUAAUCGUGAAUGCUAAUGAUAGAAGUGAAAAUGAUGGUUAUAUAUCUAUGCCGCUUGCUGAUGAGGAUAAACCAUUAUUAUCAACAAGUUCUAGUGGUAUGGUUCCUCCUAAUCAUAAAAAUUAUCAAUCCCAACAACAAUUAUUAAUACAAGAAGAAGGAGAGCAACAACAACAGCAAUCAUUUGAUAACAUUGAUCAAGAACAAGUUGAUUUCCAUCAAUUAGUAGUUACCGAACGUGAUACACAAAUGGAUAGAAUACAUGGACAGGUUAAAGAGGUUAAUGCUAUUUUUCAACAACUAGGCAGUAUCAUCAAGCAACAAGGAGAACAAGUUGAUGAUAUUGAAAAUAAUAUUAAUAAUUUUAGUGAUAAUGUACAAAAUGCUUCAGCAAAGUUGGUUAAGGCUGAAAAAGUUCAAAAAACUGGGAACAGAUGUAGGAUUAUAUUAUUGAUUGUGAUUGGUAUGAUUGUAUUAAUCAUUCUUCUAGCGGUGUAA